Messenger RNA from Diaporthe amygdali, 1140 nucleotides. RefSeq names its product pectin lyase. The coding region runs from base 1 to 1140 and encodes 379 amino acids. The record is from RefSeq and is a predicted model, not a curated record. The transcript is spliced from 5 exons. Lineage: Eukaryota; Fungi; Ascomycota; Sordariomycetes; Diaporthales; Diaporthaceae. Gene Ontology annotation, molecular function: pectate lyase activity.
AUGCUUUCACCAACCGUGAUCCUCACGGCGUUGGCUACCUUUGCCAACACCGUUGCCGCCGCCGGUGUCACCGGAGCCGCUGAAGGCUUCGCGAAGGGAGUUACUGGUGGUGGCUCUGCUGCCGCUGUCUACCCAUCGACCAACGCUGAGCUCGUUUCGUACCUGACCGACAGCUCGGCCCGUACCAUCAUUCUAACCAAGACUUUCGACUUCACUGGCACGGAGGGAACAACGACAACCAGCGGAUGUGCGCCUUACGGCACUGCCGCCGCUUGCCAGCUGGCCAUCAACAAGGACGACUGGUGCAAGAACUACCAGGCCAGCUCCCCCACUGUCAGCUCCCUGACCUACGACAAGGCUGCCUGGAAUGCUAUCCAGGUCAAGUCCAACAAGUCUCUGGUCGGCCAGGGAUCCGCCGGUGUGAUCAAGGGCAAGGGCGUGUACAUCGCCAACGGUGUUAAGAACAUCAUCAUCCAGAACGUCCACUUCACCGAGAUCAACCCCAAGUACGUCUGGGGUGGUGAUGCUAUCUCUAUCGCUGGUGCCGACAUGAUCUGGAUCGACCACGUUAAGACUUCCCGCAUUGGUCGCCAGCACCUUGUCCUCGGCAAUGCUGCUUCCAACCGUGUCACCAUUUCCAACUCUGAGUUCGAUGGCUCCACUGACUGGUCUGCCACCUGUGAUGGUCACCACUACUUCCUGAUCUACUUCACGGGAAGCAACGACAUGAUCACCUUCAAGGGCAACUAUGUCCACCACUCUUCGGGCCGCAGCCCCAAGGUCGCUGGCAACACCCUCCUCCACGCCGUCAACAACUACUUCUACGCCAACAGCAAGCACGCUUUCGAGACCUCCGCGGGUGCCUACGUCCUUCUCGAGGGUAACACCUUCCAGAACGUCGUCGAGGUGAUCGACCCGACCGCCAAGGCCGGCAAGAUGUUCACCUCCCCCGAUGCCAACGCCAACGCGAACUGCAAGUCCGCCCUCGGCCGCGCCUGCGUGCUCAACGCCUACGGCAGCACCGGAACCUACACCAGCUCCGACACCAGCUUCCUGACCAACUUCCAGGGCAAGAACAUCGCCUCUGCCAGCGCUGCCUCCGCCAACGUCGCCAAGACUGCCGGUAUCGGCAAGCUCUAA